Zea mays is the source of this 800-nucleotide messenger RNA. RefSeq lists its product as uncharacterized. NCBI's taxonomy places the organism in Eukaryota, Viridiplantae, Streptophyta, Magnoliopsida, Poales, Poaceae. The record is from RefSeq and is marked predicted. The transcript has a single exon. Bases 74 to 667 code for a protein of 197 amino acids.
CGAACACGCACGUCCGAACAAUUCCAUCCUAGCUAGCUAGCAGUUCUCAUCACGCCAAGCACCUACGACGAGCAUGGCCGCCAGAGCAAGAACCCACGGCCCUCUCUUCUCCCUCCUCCCCCUCCUCCUCGCGGUACUCACCGUCGGUAAUAGCAGCAGCAGCCGGUGCCCCGGCGUGCCGUCCAUGACGGCGCAGCAGGCGUGCGGCGCGGUGGCCGGGACGCGGCGCAUGCUGGAGCUCUGCCUCCGCACCCUCCGCGGCGGCGCGCCGCUGCCGGUGACCCGGCACGCGGCGGUGGCCGUGCGCGGCGCGCUCGACGCGUACGCGGCCACGGUGGCCGCUGCGACGUCGCUGCUGGACGGCGGCGCGGUGCCGGCCGACGGCGAGAGGGCCGCGUUCGGCAGCUGCAUGGUGGGCUACGGCAGCGCCCGCGUCGCCAUGGCGCGCGUCGCCGCCGACCUCGCCGCCGCCGGCUGCGACGGCGGCGGCGCCCGGGCCGCGGAGCUCGAGGCGGGGUACACGGCCGGGCUCCGUGGCAUGGAUGCGUGCACCGGGGGCAUGCUCAGCUACCCGGCGUCGCCCUUGUACGCCAGGAACCUCGCCGACCGCAACGUGACCUUGCUCGCCGCGUUGCUCUGCAGCCUCGUGCCUGCGCCGCUGGCUUGAGGACGCCGUGGUUGAUGUGUUAAUAGUCCUAGUCACUUGGCUAGCCAGAGAGUAUUCGGUUGCAGUGUAUGUACCAGUAGCACUGUUAAUCGGUGGAACCAGACAAGCGAUUAAAUGUGCCAAAUGGUUUGCC